Ruditapes philippinarum (Manila clam) is the source of this 1737-nucleotide messenger RNA. RefSeq lists its product as uncharacterized. Bases 1 to 1737 code for a protein of 578 amino acids. The record is from RefSeq and is a predicted model, not a curated record. NCBI's taxonomy places the organism in Eukaryota, Metazoa, Mollusca, Bivalvia, Venerida, Veneridae. The transcript has a single exon. Gene Ontology annotation, molecular function: zinc ion binding.
AUGGAUGUUUCGGGGAGAAAAUUUAAUGAGGGAAACGUUCAUGGACAUAUCUGCAAAAUUUGUGGGGAUAAUGAUUACCGUAUUCAAGCAUUUGGAUUUUGUCACAACUGUAAGAUAUAUUUGUGCAGGAAAUGUUUUGAAUCUCACAAAAAAGACAAGAGAUCAAGUUUUCAUCAUGCGGUAAAGAGUGACCCAGUCAACGCAAAUGAUCCUUUGCCGCCUUGUUCGAAGCAUGAAAACGAGGUUAUUAAAUUCUACUGUCGUGCUCAUGAAGAUCUUGGAUGUAAUGUCUGUAUGUUACAGCACAAGAAUUGUGAAACAGACUACAUACCGGAUGUUUCAACACAGUUUACCAAUUUUGAAGAGUACUUAAACAUUGAAGUUUGCAUACAAGAACUAAAAGGAAAGAUUUCCGAAGGCUUAGACAAAUUAAAAGAAAAUGCACCACAAUACAAAAAAUCCUUUCAACUAGCUACUGAAACCUUUAGGGCAAUAAAAAGAAAGAUCACAGAACAUCUAGACAAGUUCGAAAAAGAACUCGAAGAAGAGGCAUUAUCUUAUAUAAAAGCAAGUGAUGAUAAGUUGGCAAAAUUAAAAUUUGAUUUGGAUGUACUUGAAAAUGAAGUAUCUAAUACUGCCGAUUUGAUGACUAACCUGAAGAAACAAAACAAAAACAAUUUGCAAUUUCUUGAAGCAAAACGUGCUGAAAAGAAAAUAUCAGACUACUUUAUGAGGAUUUACGAAAUAUCGACACGAAAUACAUUUGACAAUAUCAUUUUUAGUCCUUCAAAUCGGUUGAGUGACUUCAUAACUUGUGAAAAUGUACUGGGUACAUUAAAGUUGGUAGGCAGCGAAUUAGGACCUUGUAGAUCUUUGGAAAUGCUGGAGACACGCAAACCAAGUUAUAUUAAUAUAAAAUCUGAAAGUGAUAGAAAAACCUGCUAUGCAACUGGACUAGCAUUUCUAUCGCCUGAUCAUCUCGCUAUAGCAGACAAAGCCAAUAAAAAUGUGAAAAUUGUGGAUGUAUCUCACGACCAGAUUGUUUCUCACAUUGAGUUAACAUCAUCUCCACGAGAUAUAACGGUAAUACCACCGGACCAGCUUGCCGUGACACUAAGGGAUGAGGAACGUAUUCAGCUACUUUCAACAAGAAAAGGUGUGACUAAAGCAGAACAAAUAAGGACAGCCGGGAAUUGUCGAGGCAUCAAAUAUGAUGACGGGAAACUUAUCGUUGCGUUCGAUGGUAAAGUUAGGCCAAAAAUAGAAAUCUUAAGACUUAACGGAGAAGUACUGUGCACUUUCCAAUUGAAUGAGUCUGGGUCUAUAUUUACUGAACCAAAAUGCAUAGGUUUGAGCCCAGAUAGCAGUUGGAUGUACGUUACUGAUUUAACUAAAAUGUGCCUGUUCCGUUUAUCAAGGUUGGGAAAUGUUACCGGUACAUUUGGAAGACAUAGGUACAUGGGUCUUGCAGUAAGCGCUGGUGGCUCAGUAUACGCCUGUUCAAAGUCUAGCAACUCCGUAUUUCAGUUACCGGAUGAUCUGUCAGAAGACGAAGCAGUGUUGACCAUCAAUGACGAUAUUAAGGCACCGAUAGCUCUCGCUAUUUCCAACGUUAAGAAAAUGCUAUAUGUGAGUUGUGGAAGCAGUGACGCUAAUGUAUCCAAUAAACUGCAUGUUUUUAAAAUAAAGCCUAAAACUAACAAUUAUUCAGCUGAUAACGGAUCUGAUAGUAUCUGA